This is a messenger RNA of Lodderomyces oxycetoniae, 1308 nucleotides long. RefSeq names its product threonylcarbamoyladenylate synthase. Lineage: Eukaryota; Fungi; Ascomycota; Pichiomycetes; Serinales; Debaryomycetaceae. The record is from RefSeq and is a predicted model, not a curated record. Gene Ontology annotation, biological process: regulation of translational fidelity. The coding region runs from base 1 to 1308 and encodes 435 amino acids. Gene Ontology annotation, molecular function: tRNA binding; double-stranded RNA binding; nucleotidyltransferase activity. The transcript has a single exon. Gene Ontology annotation, cellular component: cytoplasm.
AUGAGUUCAAGCUCAUCGCGCUGUAUAAGACGGGAUGAGAUUGAGAAUGUGGAAUUGAUGAAGCCAGUUAUACGAGCAAUGUCGUUUGCCACAAAGGUACUUAAGGUUGAUGCUGAGUCUAUUCAUUUUUUGCCAGGACAAAGAGUACCGUAUAUAUCAGACAAGGAAACUGAAACGAAUAUAAAGCUGGCCUGUAAUGAGCUUUUAAGCACGAGCAAUGUUAUUGGAUUCCCUACGGAAACAGUAUAUGGACUAGGUGGUUCAGCGUUGUGUGACGAAUCGGUAAAAUCCAUAUAUAGGGCCAAGUCAAGACCAAUUGAUAAUCCUCUUAUUGUCCAUGUUUCAUCGAUAGGUCAGCUUGAAAGAAAACUACUACCAAAGGGUUACAAGAUUCCCAAGAUAUAUGACAAAUUGAUAGAAGCAUUCUGGCCUGGUCCGUUGACCAUACUACUUCCCAACUCCACAGCCACUGGCAAAUCACCGGUCUCGUCCUUUGUCACCGCUAAUCAAGAUACGUUUGCCGUGCGUAUGCCACAACACCCGGUUGCGCGUGCAUUAAUUGCCAUGAGUGAUUUGCCCUUGGCAGCGCCUUCUGCGAAUUCGUCAACCAAACCGAGUCCGACUUUGGCCCAGCAUGUAAUGCACGAUUUGAAUGGGAAGAUACCUAUUAUUUUAGAUGGUGGCCCAUCUAAUGUUGGUGUUGAAUCCACAGUGAUUGAUGGUUUAAGCGAUCCGCCAAUGUUAUUGCGGCCAGGAGGUGUAUCGCUUGAACAGUUGAAAAAAGUAGGCGGGAAAGAAUGGGAGAAUGUUGUUGUAGCAAAGAGAAAUGCUAAUGAAGAUGAAAAAGUCAAGACACCGGGGAUGAAGUAUAAGCAUUAUUCACCCGAGGCGAAAGUUGUGUUAUUUGUAAAUUGCGGUGACGGCGAGAGAGCCAUGAGGGAAUAUAUAGAAUUGAACUCAAUCGACACCCAUACCACUAAAAUUGCAUUAUUGAAAUCGAAGAAGUUUACCGAUUUAAAAGAGAUUUGCGUUGUUUGCGAGUUGGGUAAAAUAGGUGAGGAUAUCUCGCGUAACUUGUUUAAAUGUUUGAGACAAGUCGAUGAGGAGGAUAAGGUGGAUUUGAUUUUUGUUGAAGGUGUUGAUGAAAGUGAUGAGGGGUUGGCUAUAAUGAAUAGGUUGAACAAGGCUGCUAUGGAAGUAGUAAGGAAAAAUUUUGAUACUGUUGAGCAGAGCUCCACUAUCGAGCAGAGCUCCACUAUCGAGCAGAGCUCCACUAUCGAGCAGAGCGAGAUAGUGGAGAAACACUGA